CACCACCGCCACCACAACCACCACCACCCAUAAUCCCCAACACGUGCCAGCCUGGCAGCCAAACGCGCCGCGCAGAUCCUUGACCGCGCGACCGCGUGAGAGCUCGCGUCUCCUUUUCCGGCUCGGCUCUUGCUUUCUCUUACCAUAGCCUCGCUCUCUCUUGUUUUGCGCCGCGCCGACUUUUGUCGUCCCCCUCGUCGCCAUGGCUGCCCUCGGCGACGACCUGCUCAGCACCGUCAACAAGCUGCAGGAUCUCGUCUUCAACACCAUCGGAAACGACUCGCUCGACUUGCCCCAGAUUGUUGUCGUGGGAUCCCAGAGUUCCGGCAAGUCCUCGGUCCUCGAAAACGUUGUCGGUCGCGACUUUUUGCCCCGUGGCAGCGGCAUCGUCACACGACGGCCCCUGAUCCUUCAGCUCAUCAACGUACCCGAUGAUGACAACGCUCCGGACCCGUCCGGCGACCCUUACCGAUCUCCUGCUGCCGCGCGCCGCUCCGAAUGGGCAGAGUUCCACCACAUUCCCAAUCGCCGCUUCACCGACUUCUCUGAUGUCAAGCGGGAGAUUGAGAAUGAGACGGCACGCGUUGCCGGUAACAACAAGGGCAUCAACCGCCAGCCCAUCAACCUCAAGAUCUACUCUCCCUUUGUCUUGAACCUGACCCUGGUCGAUCUCCCGGGCUUGACCAAGGUCCCCAUUGGCGAUCAACCCACCGAUAUCGAGAAGCAGACGCGAAAUCUCAUCUCCGAAUACAUUGCCAAGCCCAACAGUCUCAUCCUGGCCGUCUCGCCCGCAAAUGUCGACAUUGUCAAUUCGGAGGCACUUAAGCUCGCCCGGCAUGUCGACCCGCUCGGCAGGCGGACCAUCGGUGUCUUGACCAAGCUUGAUCUCAUGGACCACGGCACCAACGCACUUGACAUCCUGUCUGGCCGGGUAUAUCCUCUCAAGCUGGGCUUCAUCGGUGUCGUCAACCGGUCGCAGCAGGACAUCCAGGGUAACAAGCCCAUGGAGGAGGCCCUGCAGGCUGAGGUCGACUUCUUCAAGCAUCACCCUGCAUAUAGAAACAUCUCCACCCGAUGCGGCACCCAUUUUCUGGCAAAGACACUCAACUCUACCCUCAUGUCACACAUUAGGGACCGACUUCCCGACAUCAAGGCUCGGUUGAACACGCUUAUGGGCCAGACCCAGCAGGAGCUCGCCAGCUAUGGCGACAUGCACUUUAGCGGCAAAGAGCAUCGUGGCUCUCUCAUCCUGCAACAAAUGACCCGGUUCGCAACCUCCUUCAUCUCUUCCAUCGAUGGCACUUCGGCGGAGAUUUCCACCAAAGAGCUCUGCGGUGGUGCCCGCAUCUAUUACAUCUUCAACUCUGUCUUUGGUAGCUCCCUCGAAUCCAUUGACCCCACUUCCAACCUGACAGCGCUUGACAUCCGCACGGCCAUCCGCAACUCAACGGGUCCGCGACCAAGCCUCUUUGUGCCUGAGAUGGCAUUCGACCUUCUCGUCAAGCCUCAGAUCAAGCUCCUCGAGAUCCCUAGCCAGCGCUGCGUCGAGCUCGUAUACGAGGAGCUCAUCAAGAUCUGCCAUACCUGCGGGUCCACAGAGCUUUCCAGGUUUCCUAGGCUACAAGGAAGACUCAUCGAGACGGUAUCAGAUCUGUUGCGGGAGAGACUGGGGCCAUGCUCCUCGUAUGUGGAGUCUCUGAUCUCUAUCCAGCGCGCAUACAUCAACACCAACCAUCCCAACUUCCUGGGUGCCGCCGCUGCCAUGAGCAAUGUUGUAAGCGCUAAGCAGGAGCGUGAGCGCAAGAGGCUGAUUCAGGAGGAGCGCGAACGCCGAGAGAAGCGGCGUCUCAAGGAGCUCGGCCCGAACGGUGUGGAGGCGGCUGAAGAUGGCGAGGACGGUGCCGUCACGGAGAAGAACGAAAGCAGCGGGCGCAAACAUGGUGCAAAGUCUGCCCGCAGCUUAUCACCCGGGGUCAACGAGAACCCCCAUGGUAGCAUAGCGGCUGCCUUGAAUGGAGUUCGCUCACAGUCUCCGUCUCGGCUCAACGGCCAGGCCAUGGGGGGUGCUCGAGACACGUUCCUGAACUACUUCUUUGGAAAGGAGGGCAUCUCUCCUGCUGCUCUGCCCUCACCCAGCCCGGUGGGAGGCCAUCGGCAUGUUAGCCACGCGUCAGAGACUGGCUUCCCCCAGACUGUGCGCAGAGAAGAAAGACUGGCGAUGCGCCCACCGCCAUCGCGAGACGACGAGUAUGAUCCUACAGGACGGAGCUACGGGCUGGCAUCACAUCUGGGAGAGUCCAACGAGCCCGCCAUGACGGAUCGCGAGGCCAUGGAGACGGAGCUCAUCCGAGCCCUCAUCUCGUCCUACUUCAACAUCGUCCGCGAGUCCAUCGCCGACCAGGUCCCCAAGGCUGUGAUGCAUCUGCUCGUCAACCACUGCAAGGACGUGGUCCAGAACCGGCUCGUCAGCGAGCUGUACAAAGAGACACUGUUCGAGGAGCUGCUGUACGAAGACGACGGCGUUAAGAAGGAGCGCGAGAAGUGCGAGAAGCUCCUGCAGACGUACCGCGAGGCCGCCAAGAUUAUCGGCGAGGUCUUAUAAGCGCCGCUCCCGCCUCCCGCCUUUGCUCUGCUCUCUAUAGCCAUCUUUGCCGGCCCUCUUCGCGUGUCGUUGAGCAUGUGCCGGGGCGAUAGAAUGGUGGAUGGGUAGAAUUAAACCAAGAGUGCGUCAGCUGGGCGCGUGUGUGCGAUAGAGAUAGACGGCGGAGUGAAGGGGCCAGGCCGGGACGCAGAGCCGCGCCCCUGCCGCGGGAAGAGGUCGGUGUGCUUCACUCUUUCCCGCCUGGCGGGGGAGUAUGUAAGCUGGCAUGUCGCAUUUAUUGUUUCUGUGUACAAUCACGUUUGAGAAGGGUGGGCAGGACCUUUGUCAAGAGAAAAAGCGGCGGAGUCGGAUAGUAUUGCAUCCGUCCGUCCACAGGCGCUCUGGGCCUCUCUCUGCAUGAGGGGGGGAUGAUGAUUAGGAAACAGUGUAUCGAGGGCGCAGAGGAUACGGGG
Purpureocillium takamizusanense is the source of this 3054-nucleotide messenger RNA. It is a transcript of the gene DNM1, whose product is annotated as Dynamin GTPase. Gene Ontology annotation, molecular function: GTPase activity; GTP binding; microtubule binding. NCBI's taxonomy places the organism in Eukaryota, Fungi, Ascomycota, Sordariomycetes, Hypocreales, Ophiocordycipitaceae. The record is from RefSeq and is a predicted model, not a curated record. Gene Ontology annotation, biological process: peroxisome fission; mitochondrial fission. Bases 203 to 2602 code for a protein of 799 amino acids. Gene Ontology annotation, cellular component: peroxisome; mitochondrion; cytoplasm. The transcript has 4 exons.